AUGGAAAAGAAACUUCAAGCAAAAGAUGAAGUCAUUGAAGCAAAAGACAAAAGCAUACAGAAAAGAAUACCACGUUCGGUACCAAAAGGAAAGGAAAAGAACUAUAAGUAUAUGAUUUAUACUGAAGAGAUGGAAAAUGAAGAAGACAGAGAUAUGGUUAUGUUGCAUUUAGUCAGAAGAAACAACAAAAGCUUUUACGACCUUGCUAAGAUUUACAAAUCUGACAGAAAUUGGUUCUAUCGCGAAAACUUACCGAUUUCAAUGACACCGAAUGAAGAUGUGAAACAAAUAGUUCAAGAUACGUUACCUCAAACACACUAUGAUAUUAAAGGUUGUACAAUACUUACCUUCAAAGAAGAUUUGCCAUUGUUAAAGGAAAAAAUAACAGAGUAUUUUGACAACUUCAAACAAGUAGAGUAG
Trichomonas vaginalis G3 is the source of this 420-nucleotide messenger RNA. RefSeq lists its product as uncharacterized. Bases 1 to 420 code for a protein of 139 amino acids. The transcript has a single exon. Lineage: Eukaryota; Parabasalia; Trichomonadida; Trichomonadidae. The record is from RefSeq and is a predicted model, not a curated record.